AUGGUUGAUUCAUUCUUUUCAAACCCGAAAAAGAGGAGCAAGGCCCCCAAGCGGGAUGAGCGACGAGGCAAGAAGGCGGUCGCCAAACCCCAGCGCCCCAACGUGGCAGAUGAAGACAUUACUUCUGAGAGUGAAAAUGAAGAGGAGCAGUUCUUUGAGAACCCCGACACGGCAAACUCCAGUGAGGACGAGGAGGAGACCCAGGCUGACAAGCGACGACGACUCGCCAACCAGUACCUGGAGAACCUGAAGGAUGAGAUGGGCGAGAUAGGAUUCGACGCUGCUGAUCUUGAUCGAGAGAAUCUUUCAAGGCGCCUGGAGGAGGAUGUGGCUGAGGAUAAGGGUCUGAUUUACCGAUUCCUGGACGUCAAGGCCAACUCCUUUUCACGAGUUCACAAGAGCAGAUUCCGACCAACCGCCGUGGCCUGUCGAUACCCUUAUGCCUACACAGUUGGACGAGAUGUCGAGCUGGUCAAGUGGGAUAUCAGUGAUGUGACUAAGCCUCGAGUGCUCAAGGUUGUUUAUGGCAACCGUCACGCCUCCAAGGAUGCCUUCAACCCCAAGGAGGAUUACAAGGGCCACAUUGACGACAUUCUGUGUGUGGCAGUGUCUCCCGAUGGCAAGUACGUUGCCACCGGAUCCAAGGAUAAGACCAUCUGUGUCUGGGCAGCCGAGAGUCUGUCGUGCCUGCAUGUUUUCCACACCCGAGAUCGACGGGGAGUCGUCAUGGGUCUGGCCUUUCGACGAAACACAAACCAGCUGUAUGCUGCAUGUGCUGAUCUCAAGGUCCGAACCUUCUCUCUGGACCAAAUGUCGCAAGUGGAGACGCUUUUCGGUCAUCAGGAUGUGGUUGCAGACAUUUCGGCUCUGGCUGGCGAGAGAUGCCUGACUGUGGGCUCUCGAGACCGAACUGCUGUGGUGUGGAAGAUUGCUGACGAGUCGCGUCUGACUUUCCGGGGAGGAGACAUCAAGGACUUCCCCGAGGGCUCCAUCGACUGCUGUUCCAUGAUUGAUUCACACUACUUCGUCACGGGCUCAGACAACGGCUCCAUUUGUCUGUGGUCCCUGAGCAAGAAGAAGCCUGUCUUCAUUGAGAGACGAGCGCAUGGAGUUGAGGAGAGACCCGAGACUGAUCUUCCACAUACCGGAGAGGCUGAGGCCGACAAGGUGCCUCUCCCUGCCCAAUCUCCCCGAUACAUUACUGCAAUCCACGCCAUCCCCUACUCAGACAUUUUCCUUACCGGAUCAUGGAGUGGAGAGAUCAAGGUGUGGAAGCUGGGAUCCGAGAUGCGGUCUUUCACCCAGAUUGCCACUCUGCCCAAUGUCAAGGGCGUGGUGGACUCUAUCGAUGUCAGUGAGCACGGAUCUCGAGGCAAAGAGGUUUUCGCCGUGGUUGCUGCGGUCUCCAAGCAGCUGCGAAUCGGCCGGUUCCUCAACGUGGGAGGAAGAAAUGGUUUGUACACUGGAGAAUUGGUCUUGUAA
Yarrowia lipolytica CLIB122 is the source of this 1482-nucleotide messenger RNA. RefSeq lists its product as uncharacterized. The record is from RefSeq and is a predicted model, not a curated record. Gene Ontology annotation, cellular component: small-subunit processome. Gene Ontology annotation, molecular function: protein binding; U3 snoRNA binding. Lineage: Eukaryota; Fungi; Ascomycota; Dipodascomycetes; Dipodascales.